Trematomus bernacchii (emerald rockcod) is the source of this 492-nucleotide messenger RNA. RefSeq names its product glutamate receptor 4-like. The annotation marks the transcript as partial. Lineage: Eukaryota; Metazoa; Chordata; Actinopteri; Perciformes; Nototheniidae. The transcript has 2 exons. The record is from RefSeq and is a predicted model, not a curated record.
GGUGGAUGUUGUGCGCAAAACCUCCAGACAGUUUGACGGAGAGCGAUCCAUCCAAAGAGCGCACACAUGGAUAAUUAACGGACAUUACGCUUCGCUUUUUCUUUUGUACACACAUAUAGAAACCUCUCGCUGUGGUUUAUCUCGUUUUGUUUUUUCUUCAACCCUGUGAUGUUGCUUUUGCCCCGGAGGUGUUAUAAUUAAAACCUGCUCGAUGUCUCUCAUCAGUUUAUAACCGAGACAAAAUGAGGAUUUCUUCCGGCGACUGGUUCCUGUUGAUGUUCUCGGGCUUUUGGGGACUGACAAUGGGAGCUUUCCCGAGCAGCGUUCAGAUCGGCGGUCUGUUCAUCAGGAACACGGAUCAGGAAUACACCGCCUUUCGUUUGGCGAUCUUCCUGCACAACACAAGCCCGAACGCCUCGGAGGCGCCGUUCAACCUCGUGCCUCACGUGGACAACAUUGAGACGGCCAACAGCUUCGCCGUCACCAACGCCU